Molecule: messenger RNA, 6898 nt
Organism: Nomascus leucogenys (northern white-cheeked gibbon)
Lineage: Eukaryota; Metazoa; Chordata; Mammalia; Primates; Hylobatidae
Gene: MYLK3
Product: myosin light chain kinase 3
Biological process (GO): protein phosphorylation; intracellular signal transduction; positive regulation of apoptotic process
Cellular component (GO): nucleus; cytoplasm
Molecular function (GO): protein serine/threonine kinase activity; ATP binding
Source: RefSeq, a predicted model, not a curated record
ACACAGCCCAGGCUAUUGUGGAGGUUGGUGCUGCCAGGAGGCUGUCAGCUACGGAGGACAAUGACCUUGCAGACACCACUGCCUGAGUGAGAACCAGGGGUCUGUGCCUCUCCUCAUUCCCUGCUCUUGCCCUGGUCAGGCCUGCACCAGCAUGUCAGGAACCUCCGAGGAGAGUCUGGGGCACGGGGGGCUGCCAGGGUUGGGCAAGGCCUGCUUAACCACCAUGGACAAAAAGCUGAACAUGCUGAACGAGAAGGUGGACCAGCUCCUGCACUUCCAAGAAGAUGUCACAGAGAAGUUGCAGAGCAUGUGCCGAGACAUGGGCCACCUGGAGCAGGGCCUGCACAGGCUGGAGGCCUCCCGGGCACCGGGCCCGGGCGGGGCUGAUGGGGUUCCCCCCGUUGACACCCAGGCCGGGUGGCCCAAGGUCCUGGAGCUGGUGAGGGCCAUGCAGCAGGAUGCGGCCCAGCACGGUGCCAGGCUGGAGGCCCUCUUCAGGAUGGUGGCUGCGGUGGACAGGGCCAUCGCUUUGGUGGGGGCCACGUUCCAGAAAUCGAAGGUGGCGGAUUUCCUCAUGCAGGGGCGUGUCCCCUGGAGGAGAGGCAGCCCAGGUGACAGCCCUGAGGAGAACAAAGAGCGAGUGGAAGAAGAGGGAGCAAAACCAAAGCAUGUGCUGAGAGCCAGUGGGGUGCAGUCUGAUGCCAGGGAGCCUGGGGAAGAGAGCCAGAAGGCGGACGUGCUGGAGGGGACAGUGGAGAGGCUGCCCCCCGUCAGAGCAUCAGGGCUGGGAGCUGACCCCGCCCAGGCAGUGGUCUCACCAGGCCAGGGAGAUGGUGUUCCUGGCCCAGCCCAGGCAUUCCCCGGCCACCUGCCCCUGCCCACAAAGGUGGAAGCCAAGGCUCCUGAGACACCCAGCGAGAACCUCAGGACUGGCCUGGAAUUGGCUCCAGUACCCGGCAGGGUCAAUGUGGUCUCCUCGAGCCUGGAGGUUGCACCAGGUGCAGGACAAGGAGCAUCGUCCAGCAGGCCUGACCCUGAGCCCUUAGAGGAAGGCACGAGGCUGACUCCAGGGCCUGGCCCUCAGUGCCCAGGGCCUCCAGGGCUGCCAGCCCAGGCCAGGGCAGCCCACAGUGGUGGAGAAACACCUCCAAGGAUCUCCAUCCACAUACAAGAGAUGGAUACUCCGGGGGAGAUGCUGGUGACAGGCAGGGGCAGCCUUGGACCCACCCUCACCACAGAGGCUCCAGCAGCUGCCCAGCCAGGGGAGCAGGGCCCACCUGGGACCGGGCGCUGCCUCCAAGUCCCUGGGACUGAGCCCGGAGAACAGACCCCUGAAGGAGCCAGAGAGCUCUCCCUGCUGCAGGAGAGCAGCAGCCCCGGGGGAGUGAAGGCAGAGGAAGAGCAAAGGGCUGGGGCUGAGACUGGCACGAGACCAGGCUUGGCCAGGAGCGAUGACAACGACCACGUGGUUGGGGCCCUGGGUCUGCAGCAGGGCAAAGGCCCAGGGGCGGGAAACCCUGAGCCUGAGCAGGACUGUGCAGCCAGGGCUCUGGGCAGAGCCGAAGCAGUAAGGAGGACACCCCCAGGUACCGAGGCUGGCAGCGUGGUUCUGGAUGACAGUCCGGCCCCGCCAGCUCCUUUUGAACACCGGGUAGUGAGCGUCAAGGAGACCUCCAUCUCGGCGGGUUACGAGGUGUGCCAGCACGAAGUCUUGGGAGGGGGUCGGUUUGGCCAGGUCCACAGGUGCACAGAGAAGUCCACAGGCCUCCCACUGGCUGCCAAGAUCAUCAAAAUGAAGAGCGCCAAGGACCGGGAGGAUGUGAAGAACGAGAUCAACAUCAUGAACCAGCUCAGCCACGUGAACCUGAUCCAGCUCUAUGACGCCUUCGAGAGCAAGCACAGCUGCACCCUCGUCAUGGAGUACGUGGAUGGGGGUGAGCUCUUCGACCGGAUCACAGACGAGAAGUACCACCUGACUGAGCUGGAUGUGGUCCUGUUCACCAGGCAGAUCUGCGAGGGCGUGCAUUACCUGCACCAGCACUACAUCCUGCACCUGGACCUCAAGCCGGAGAACAUAUUGUGCGUCAAUCAGACAGGACAUCAGAUUAAGAUCAUUGACUUUGGGCUGGCCAGAAGGUACAAGCCUCGAGAGAAGCUGAAGGUGAACUUCGGCACUCCUGAGUUCCUGGCCCCAGAAGUCGUCAACUAUGAGUUUGUCUCAUUCCCCACAGACAUGUGGAGUGUGGGAGUCAUCACCUACAUGCUACUCAGUGGCUUGUCCCCAUUUCUAGGGGAAACAGAUGCAGAGACCAUGAAUUUCAUUGUAAACUGUAGCUGGGAUUUUGAUGCUGACACCUUUGAAGGGCUCUCGGAGGAGGCCAAGGACUUUGUUUCCCGGUUGCUGGUCAAAGAGAAGAGCUGCAGAAUGAGUGCCACACAGUGCCUGAAACACGAAUGGCUGAAUAAUUUGCCUGCCAAAGCUUCAAGAUCCAAAGCUCGUCUCAAAUCCCAACUACUGCUGCAAAAAUACAUAGCUCAAAGAAAAUGGAAGAAACAUUUCUAUGUGGUGACUGCUGCCAACAGGUUAAGGAAAUUUCCAACUUCUCCCUAAUCUUCAACUCUGCUGCUCCAAUGGGUCCAGAAAUUACUGAGGCCAGUGGUGAAGUGAAGAGAUGACUCAAACAUUUAAAUAAUUUGUUUUUUUUGGUAUUAUUGAUUCCACUUAUUUUGUAAAAAUGGUUAUGGCUGCUGCCUUCCUUGUGGAUGAAAAGUGGCUGUAAAGAAGCUUCCUAAGAACGUUUUUUUCCUGCCUUGUAAGAUCACUACUUGUGAAAUGCUCUGUGUACCUUUCAAAUGUACCUACUUUUGGUGGUAAGUGUAGGGAUGCUUUAGGUAGGUACUUUGCAUCUGUCGAAUUUAAAUUCUAAACUCACACUGAUUAAAGAACUCAGUAGACUACUUUGCAGGGGCCAUAUUAUUCAGUAUUAUCUCCUCCAGUACAAAGAAUUCCUAGAAUUUUGAUUUGCUCAGGUGUGAGCUGACAUUUUAUUGUACUAUCCCAUUCUUGUGUCAAGCCAUGUGGAUUUAGGACAGUGAUCUUCAAACUUGCUUUAACUUAUGCUCCCUUUUGAGAAUCAGCAUCACUUGAAAUGUCAAAAUAUGUCAACUGUCAUAGCCAAAUCAGAGAAGUGAUCAUUUUGAGUGUACUUUUUAAAUCUCCACACACCUCCACCUCUCUCCUAAUUCUGCCCUGUCUUAACCCCUCUGUAAAUUGGUUAUAAAUUUCUGUCUUGUAAGUCUGGAAGCUGAUAGGCAAUUUAUGAAAGAGAUAAGAAUGUAAUGAGGUUCAGCUUUCUGAGAAACACAGAAAUGAUACAUCCUGAGACAUAAAGGAAAGCUGCUCUUCUGCUGCCUCACGCUGUAGCACUCUCAAUGUUAUCACUCUACACGUACACUUCCUAUAUACAUGUACAGUUGACCCUUGAACAGGGUUUGAAUUGCACAGUCAACUUAUACAUGGAUUUUCUUCCACCUUUGCCACCCCUGAGACAGCAACACCAUGCUCUCCUCUUCAUCCCACUCUACAGCCUACUCAACAGGAAGAUGAUGAAGAUGAACGCCUUUAUGAUGAUCCACUUUCACUUAAUGAAUAGUAAACAUAUGUUCUCCUCCUUAUGAUUUUAGUAACUUUUCUCUAGCUUACUUUAUUGUAAGAAUACAGUAUAUAAGCCGGGUGCGGUAGCUCAUGCCCAUAAUCCCAGCACUUUGGGAGACUGAGGCAGGCAGAUCACUUGAGGUCAGGAGUUCAAGACCAGCCUGGCCAACACAGUGAAACCCCAUCUCUACUAAAAAUACAAAAAUUAGUGGGGCGGGGUGGCAGAUGCCUGUAAUGUCAGCUACUCGGGAGGCUGAGGCAGGAAAAUUGCUUGAACCCUGGAGGCGGAGUUUGCAGUGAGCCAAGAUUGCACCACUGCACUCCAGCCUAGGCAACAGAGCAAGACUCCGUCUCAAAAAAAAAAAAAAAAAAAAGAGAAUACAGUAUAUGUAUACACACACACACACACACAUACACAUAUGUGUGUAUGGGUGUUAAUUGACUGUUUAUAUUAUUGAUAGGGCUUCCAGUCAACAGUAGGCUAUUAGUAGUUAAGUUUUUGGGGAGACAAAAGUUAUACUCAGAUUUUCGACUGCAAGGGGGUAGGUACUCCUGGCCCUCACAUUGUUCAAAGGUCCAGUGUACAUUUAAACACUUUUCUAUAUGCAUUAGAGUAGCCCUGUCAUCCCUUCACUGAAAUCAUACUGUUCUCAACAUGGCAAGCAACUAACACUUUUUUUUUUGAGACAGGGUCUCACUCUGUUGCCCAGGCUGCAGUGCAGUGGUGUGAUCUUGGCUCACUGCAGCCUCCGCCUCCUGGGCUCAGGUGAUCAUGAGUAGCCGGGACUAUAGGUGCCCACUACUACACCCAGCUAAUUUUUAUAUUUUUAGUGGAGACAGGGUUUUGCCAUGUUGCCCAACCUGGUCUUGAGCUCAAGCAAUCCACCUGCCCCAGCCUCCCAAAAUGCUGGGAUUAUAGGUGUGAGCCACCACACCCAGCUUCAACUAACAUUUACGAACUUGUAUACAUGUAUAUUUAGAUACUUUACCAACUUGUAAAAUGGUUAAAAGGAGUACUUUAUUAUUAAAAAAUACAUAAUCUUUUAAAUUUCCUUACUUCUACAUGAUUUUUUGUGCUAUUCUCAUUUUUUUCUCAGGUGAGCAGCUUUAGUUUUUUUUUUGAGAGAGAGCAUCUUCCUCUGUCACCCAGGCUGGAGUGCACUGGUGUGUUCUGGGUUCACUGCAACCUCUACCUCCCAGGUUCAAGUGAUCUUGUGCUUCAGCCUCCCAAGUAGCUGGGAUUACAGGCGUGUGCUGCCACGCCCAGCUAAUUUUGUAUUUUUAGUAGAGAUGGGGUUUUGCCAUGUUGGCCAGGCUGGUCUCGAACUCCUGACCUCAGGUGAUCCACCUGUCUUGGCCUCCCAAAGAGCUGGGAAUAUAGGCGUGAGCCACUGUGCUUGGCCUCAGGUGAGCAGCUUUAGUCGAUGUUGUGAAUUUUAGAUUUUAAUUAGACAUGCAACCUUUCAGGAUUUUUGUCUCAUAACAGAGGCUCUUGUUUUUUGACAGAGAGGUAGGCAGGUGGAGAGGUUAUCCUGCUGCUGCAGUUCUCAGUUGUUACGUUUCCUCUGGAAGGCUAACCCUUGUUGGGAACUAACAGUUUCAGUACCAGCAAGUCUAGGCCUCCUCCAAGUUGGUCAGCUGAAGAAUGAACAUCAGAAAACACAGCUGCUGGAAGUUGUCCUUUGAUGAGACAGUGAUAGUGAUUUAGUAAAAUGUCUUUAUUUUUUAGAUGUCAGUUAUCUUUCUUUAAAAGGUUUUUUGAGGGCAGCCUCCAGAAGGAGCUAGAGGGUAUAUUUUAUAGUUCUAUUGUCGUUCAUACCGUUUUGGACUUAAGAUUCUGGAGAAUGCUAUGAAACAUCUCCCCAGAAAAAGGUAGUUAAUUACCAUAUCUAGAGCAGCACUGCCCAACAAAAAUAUAGUACAGGCUAUACACAUAAUUAAAACAUUUCUAGUAGCUUCUCUAACAAAACCCAUUGAAAGUCAAUUUUAAUAAUUUAUGUAACUUAGUGUAUCAAAAAUAUUUCAAUAUGUAAUCAAUAUAAAAUUGAGAUAUUUUACCAGCUACUAGGGAGGCUGAGGCCAGAGAAUCGCUUGAACCCAGGAGGUAGAGGUUGCAGUGAGCCAAGAUCACACCAUUGAACCCCAGCCUGGGCGACAAGAGAAAAACUCUGUCUCAAAAAAAAAAGAGGUAUUUUAUAUUCUUUUUCUCAUACUAAGUCUCCAAAAUCUGGUAUAUUUUACACUUAAAAACACAUGUCAAGGCUGGGCAUGGUGGCUCACAUCUGUAAUCCCAGUACUUUGGGAGGCCAAGGUGGGCAGAUUGCUGGCCAGCAUGGUAAAACCCCAUCUCUAAAAAUACAAAAAUUAGCUGGGCGUGGUGGCGCACACCUGUAAUCCCAGCUACUUGGGAGGCUAAGGCACAAGAAUCACUUAAACAGGAGGUGGGGGUUGCAGUGAGCUGAGAUCACACCACUGCACUCCAGCCUGGGUGGCAGAGCAAAACUUUGUCCCCACCCCCCACAAAAAAAAAAACCUGUCAAUUCAGAUGCUAGGUUUUCAUCAGACGUACUUAAUCUGUAUUUAGAUUUCUUAAAACUUACUGUGGAAAAUGUAUUUACAUACUCAAGUUGUUUGAAACAUAACUCAGUUUUCCAAUAACUGAAGUAUCCACUUUUACAUGUAUUAAAAUUAAAUAAAAUUAGAAAUUCAGUUCUGCAGUUGCACUAGCCACAUUUUAAGUGUUUAAUAGCCACAUGUGGUUAGUGGCAUCUAUAUUGGACUGGGCAGAUCUAGAGAGAAUCCUGUAUCUACCAAUUUUAAUUUUUUUCCCUUUAUGCUGUUAUUCCUUACCUAGAGAAACAAUUUCCCUCCAAAGUGCCUUUGAGAGGUCUGUUUAGGCCAGGCCCACACAAGUGAGCUAUGUGGAUUUUAGCAUCCUUGAUUUGAAAUUUGAGGUUUUAUGAAGUUUGAGUUUUUCUGGAUAUUUUUAGUACUUUGCUGGUGUGUACUUAGCUCAAAUAUUUGAUUGCAACUGUGUUGGGUCAACUAUUUCUAAUGGGACUUUUCCAUUUGCAUGUACAGUCACUGGAAACUGCUGGGCAGAGAAACUCUAAAAGGUAGUUGGGGCCCACUUUUUCCACCUGUCAGAUUGGUGAAGAAUUGGUGAGGGUGUGGGGAAAAUGGCAUUCUCCCACUUUUGAUGGAUAUGUAUCCAAAUAAAAGUCAUGCCCAUGCUUUCAUCCA